AUGACUGAAAGGAAGGUCUUGAAUAAAUACUUCCCCCCUGAUUAUGAUCCGUCGAAAAUCCCACGCCUUAAAAGGGGAAAUAAGGGUAGACAGUUUAACAUUCGAACCAUGGCACCCUUUAAUAUGCGUUGUUUGACUUGCAAUGGUUAUAUCUAUAAGGCCAAGAAGUUCAAUUCCCGAAUGGAAACUGCAGAGGGUGUCGAUUAUCUUGGUCUUCGACAUUAUCGAUUUUAUAUACGCUGCCCUGGAUGUUGUGCUGAAAUAAUAUGGAGGACCGAUUUGGAAUCCAAUGACUACGUCAUUGAAAGUGGUGCGAAACGGAAUUUUGAGGCUCUUAAAACAGCUGAGGAGCUUGAAGCGAAACGGGCUGCUCAAGAGGAAGAAGAGUUGGCCAAUAACCCAAUGAAGCUCCUGGAAAAAAGGACUAAUCAAAGCAAGUAUGAGAUGGAAACUGCUGAAGCGAUUGACGACCUGAAGGAAAUAAAUAAGCGCCAAGCAACUAUGGAAACUGAUAACUUCCUUUUGCGGAAUUUAUGGCAAGAACAGGAGGCCGAAAAGGCUGCUAUUGAAAAAGCAGAUGAGGAUUUCAUAAAGGAAGUUAUGGCUGCUAAGAGUAAAGGAGUACCGAUCUCGGAAAUUGCAGAGAAAUAUGAUCCUGACGGCAAACUUGAGGCACUUUGUGUGCAAAACAACGAACCGACCCAGGUGGUGCCCCAGAAAUCUCUUCCAAACUCGAAGCCUCCAGUGCAACGGAUGCCCACGGGCCCGUCAACUAGUCAUCGUGACCUCAUCAAGAAUGCCAUCAAGAGGCGCUCUGGCCCUACAGAGCCGAUGGACUCGAAGAAGGCCCAAGUGCAACCGGAGAAACCCCCAGGUACCCCGCCCCUAGACAACCCCCUUGGCCUCGCCUAUUCCUCAGAAGACAGCAACAGCGACUGA
Messenger RNA from Mesocestoides corti, 939 nucleotides. NCBI's taxonomy places the organism in Eukaryota, Metazoa, Platyhelminthes, Cestoda, Cyclophyllidea, Mesocestoididae. The record is from the annotation of a GenBank genome assembly.